GCGACAGACCGUCAAAGUCAUAGCUAUAAGUCUAUGGUCAAAGCAAAAACACAGCUGGUCGGUCUACGUCUGUGAACUUUGACGGUGCCGACGGAAAGUCCAAAUGACGCGGAAGGGUUACACUGUAGUUUGCGCACCGAAAUUUGCAUCGAUAUUGUUCGCCGCGUCUUGUGCAGGAUUUAGAAAUCCCGGCGUUUUUGUGAUUCGUGCCUAAUGCUCACGGCCAGUUUGUGAUACCCGUCCCGUGUCCUCGGUGUGGUGAUAAUCCGUAAUUCCUUCUCUCCUUCGCUUAUUUCUCGAUUUAUCUCUCCCGCUUAUCCCUCAUCGGUUUUUCGCGUCUACUAUUUUGUGCGUUUGUGUUUACCGUCAGAACAGGACAAUCGACAGCUUCUCUCCUCCCGCACAAAGGAACUCUCGAGACAUCUGCGCUGGCCUCUGUGCUUUGAUGAAUGUGACGAUAGAGUGAUGCUGGUCUCGCCGUAGUUGAAAGCACGAAACCAGAACGUCCUCAGAGACGAACCUGCCAUCAAAGAUGGCGUCUACUAGCGGGCACAAAAGAAAUGGAUCCAGUUCCAGCAUGUUCGGUCACAAACGUACCGAAUCCGGCGGUGGCUUUAUUGGCCACAAACGUUCGGAAAGUGGACACAAAAGAAACGAAAGCAUAUCAAGUGCUCUUGGCCAUAAACGGUCAGAAAGCGGUCACAAAAGGUCCGAAUCUGGCAGCAACUAUCACACGGGUCACAGGAGAAACGAAAGCAUGUACGCGAUGACUGGUCUUUACGCUGAAAGCACUGCUGCUGGAGAAGACGCGGAUUUGUCACAACCAAGCAGCAGUAGACUGACACAUGACACAGUCAUCAGGUGUCACAGUAGGAAUCCAAGUUCCGGUAUCGUCGAUCACAGAGAUUUCAUCAUCAAAUGUCACAGCAGGAAUCCCAGUGCUUCCAUGGUCGACAGGACUGAAAAAGAAAGGGCGCAGACACCACCGAUUAAUCCUGAUUCAAAGGACUGUGGAAUUCUAACAUGCAGGCCAAUUUUUAUACAAAGAUUUGCAGGGAUAAAGGUGUUCGUAUUCCUCCUGUCAUUUCUUGUUACACUGCAGCAGGCACUUAGCUCUGGUUACAUUAAUUCUGUAAUAACAACGAUAGAGAAAAGAUUUGAGAUACCGUCAAGCCUCUCAGGUCUGAUCGCCAGUUCAUACGAAAUUGGCAAUGUAAUAACCGUGAUAUUUGUAAGCUAUUUAGGCAGUCGACGGCACAUUCCCGUUUGGAUAGCAAUUGGUGCCGUGAUAAUGGGCAUUGGCUCAAUGAUUUUUAUGGUGCCUCAUUUCACAGCCGAACCUAAUUUAGGUACAGCAUCGAAUAACUCAAGUUCAGAUAACAUAUGCCGCGGUGUAUCGCUACGCGAACAAGACAUGGGCUUAGGCCGACUUUCGACUGGUUUAUCAUCGCCGCCUUUAGCGCCGCACAAUAAUCUUCGCGGCGACAACUGUAUACAAGGAUCUCCUUCUACUGCUGGUCCGGUGAUGCUUUUCGUACUUGCGCAACUGCUUCUUGGUUGUGGCGGUUCACCUUUGUUUACUCUGGGAACAACUUACAUCGACGAUCAUGUCAGGCCGGAGAGUGCCUCUUUGUACAUCGGUUGUAUGUACAGCAUGGCAGCUUUCGGACCUGUUCUUGGAUUUCUUCUCGGUGCUUAUCUAUUGUCUUUUCACAUGGAUUCGUUCGCCGGGACUAUCAUCAGCAUAGAUCCAGGCGAUCAUAGAUGGGUUGGAAUGUGGUGGGGUGGAUUUUUACUCUGCGGUUUGCUGCUGGUAUUAGUGGCAGUGCCGUUUUUCAGUUUUCCAAAAACUUUACAACGUGAGAAAGAGAAAAUUCGAAUAAUUGAAAAGAGCAAGCCAAUAACAGCAAAAGAAAAAGAGCAGAACAAAGAACCCAUUAAGGAACAAACCGCUGACAAUACCGCUUAUGGCAAAGACGUCAAAGACAUUCCACGGAGUAUGUGGAGACUGGUGUGCAAUCCUGUUUACGUGGUUACAUGCCUCGGUGCCUGCAUGGAGCUGGUAAUAGUUUCGGGCUUUGUUGUGUUUCUGCCAAAGUAUUUGGAGACGCAAUUCAGUUUGGGAAAAAGCCAGGCCAGUAUAUUCACUGGCUCAAUCGCGAUCCCCGGUGCUUGUAUCGGCAUAUUCUUUGGUGGCUGUCUACUGAAACGUUUGGAACUGAGGCCUAAGGGUGCUGUGCAAUUUGUCCUUGUCUCAAAUAUAAUCUGUCUUGUUUGUUACGGCCUUUUGUUUUUCCUCGGUUGUGACAACGUCAAAAUGGCCGGCACCACCAUUCCCUACUUUAACAGCACGAACAAAGGACCUGAACCAUUUCAAGUCAAUCUCACUGCCGCCUGCAACUUUGGGUGCGAAUGCCGAAUGACUGACGUUGAACCUGUUUGUGGCAACAAUGGUUUGACUUAUUUCAGCCCCUGCCAUGCGGGCUGCACGGCAUUUAGUUCAAAGUCCAACUUCACCAACUGCGCCUGCAUUCACGGUAAUCUCAGUAUGGUGCCACCAGCUGCGCCGGAAUUCGCAGAAGUUACUGUUGUUCCUGUUGCUACGGCCGGGCCAUGCACCUCGCCUUGUAGAACUAUAUUUCCGUUUCUUAUUCUAUUAUUCUUCAUGACGUUCAUCGUCGCAGUGACACAGAUGCCUUUAUUAAUGAUCGUAUUACGAUCUGUCUCUGAAGAAGAACGUUCUUUCGCUCUUGGGAUGCAAUUCGUAAUCUUCAGAUUGUUCGGCUAUAUACCAGCGCCUAUAUUGUUUGGAAAUUUGAUAGAUUCGACAUGUAUUCUGUGGAAAAGUACUUGCGGUGAAAAAGGGGGCCGUUGUUUGCUCUAUGACAUUGAACAAUUCAGAUACAGAUACGUGGGACUUUGCGCCGGCAUAAAGAUUCUGGCGUUGGCACUAUUUUUGGUCGAUUGGUGGUUAGUGAGAAGGAGACGACACCUCGAAGAACAUCCGCCGCCACUGACAGUCAAUGAAGUUGUCGGAUCGAUAAUCAGCCUAGACAAAUUGUUUGAAGAAAGACCGCAACAUUUGAACACCGGUGAUGGUGACACGACUUCCCCAAGUACCGAGGGGCCAACGCCAUCUUCGAUUUCGUCGCCGACUGAACCAACAAAAUCUACAAAUCUGGAGGAAACGGAAUCAUCGAAUCACACCGAAGCGUCGACUGACAUCAACAACCCUCAAAUUAAAGAUCCCUUUGACAUUCCUGACACGAGGCAAGCUCCGCUUGCCACAGAAGAUUUGGAGGUAGAGAUCAAGCGGCCAGACAGUACCGAAAAACUUCAUCCAAGCGUUUAAUGAGGGCUGGCAUUAGGAUAUUGAAUUUGAAUUUACAAUUCUCACGCAGCGUAAGUUGGUGGAAAUUUUUCUUAUUUCUCUUCAUACGUUAUGCUCUUUGAGAUGAUGAUAACAAGUAACUGUGUGUGUGUGUGUUUCUGUUUCUCUCUUUUUCUGUUUUUUGUUUUUAUUUUUUUUGUUUUUUCUUUUUUAUCGUGUGUAUGACAAAAAUUAUGUGCAAAAAUAUUGAUUCGUGAUUUUUUAGAUUUUUUUUUUUUGCCCAAGCCUCAUGUGUCUUGUUGAAAGCAGUUACAUAAUUAUUGGGGUGGUAUUAAAUUAAAUGGUGUUUAACAAGAUUAAACAUGAAUAGUAGCCAUGUUGAAAAUACGUCGUUCGGUAUUUUUAACCAUCGCCAUUUCCAUUAUCAUCAGGAUUUUAAAAAUCGUGUUUAAGGACCCCAUCGUUAAUUUAUGUAUUGAAAAGAAAGGCGCUUGGCGGAGGGUUGCUGAAUAAUUACCCAUGAAUUAAAGUAGCCCUCCUCUAAAAUAUAAAUGAAUUUAUAUAAAAGAAACAACAAAAAAAGACUUGCACCUAUAUCACUAGAAUAAAAUUUUUCAAACUGACGCAUGGACAAAGUUUAUAAGUUUUACUCCCUUGAACUCUGAAAUAGAGUUGCAAAGAUUGUCCAUUUUCCCUCGCAUGAAGAGAAAAAACGCCUUUUACAAGUAAUUCAAUAAACCUGUAAAAUUUAUAGAAAAUUCUAAAAUUAAAAGAAAACGUGUAAGAGGCUGCCUUCAUAUUAUCGUUUUUUUCAUGAAUAAUGAUUCUUUGCUGUAUUGAAGAUACAAUGAGUUAAAUGUAAAUGAAAAUUGAUAAAAUUGUACAUAUAUAUAUAUAUAUAUAUGUCGAACAUAUAAUAUUAUAUAUUCGAUAUAUGUACAUACAUAAAAAUUCCUGCCUUAAGAAAUAUAAGACUAGAAAAAUGAUUAAAUAAUGAAUUAAGACGUAUAUAUCUGACUCUUAUAGACACACACAUGGUAUAUGCGCUAAUCCGCGUUAUUUUCACCAAUUUUUUUUUCCGCUUCUAAUUUUCAAUUUUUAUGUCAAUGUGCGGCAGCUGGUCAAAAUCACAUGGAAUACCACAUAUACGAUAUACAUAUGUAUACACAAGUAUAUACACAAGGCAUUUUUUUACGAGCGUUUUGUACAGGAGUUGAAAAAUGCACCAAGGUUAUACAGUUUGUGUUUUAGUAUAUCCUUUGUGGUACCUGCACCAAACUCUCGUAAAAAAAGAAAGAAAACAGAAAGAAAGGUCUAUAUAUAAUAUAAAAC
Diprion similis is the source of this 4663-nucleotide messenger RNA. RefSeq names its product solute carrier organic anion transporter family member 3A1 (gene Oatp30B). Gene Ontology annotation, biological process: transmembrane transport; sodium-independent organic anion transport. Lineage: Eukaryota; Metazoa; Arthropoda; Insecta; Hymenoptera; Diprionidae. Gene Ontology annotation, molecular function: protein binding. The record is from RefSeq and is a predicted model, not a curated record. The transcript has 15 exons. Bases 533 to 3352 code for a protein of 939 amino acids. Gene Ontology annotation, cellular component: membrane.